AUGGCACCCGCCCGCGCUUCCCUGCCCUGCUUCUGGCCCCUGCUAUUCGGCUUCACCGCGCGCGCCUCGAUGACCCCGCCUCGUUUCCGUAGGAAGAAGCGCCGGGAAAGAUGGCGGCGGCUGCGGUUUGAAUUCCAGCGGCGCCGCCAGAUUGGCGCCGCCGCCACGGACACCAACGCCACCACCUUCUCUGUGUCCAUGAUGGAGUCGGUGUUGGAAGAGGACGUCACCCUCCCCGGGACGCUCGGCGGCUGCAGUGGCCUUGUUCCCAAUUUACCAGACGACGUGGAUGGCAUCAGCCCCAUUGCUGGUUUGGGAAAUGGUGUGCUCCCAAAUGUGUCCGAAGAAACAGUGUCUCCCACCAGAGCACGGAACAUGAAGGACUUUGCAAAUCAAAUCACUGAAUUGAAGAAAGAAAACUUUAAUUUAAAGCUCCGCAUCUAUUUCCUGGAGGAAAGAAUGCAACAGGAAUUUGAUGGCCCCACCGAACACGUCUAUAAAACUAACAUUGAACUGAAGGUGGAAGUGGAGAGUCUGAAGCGGGAGCUCCAGGAGAGGGAGCAGCUUCUCAUCAAAGCCUCUAAAGCAGUUGAGAGCCUGGCUGAAGGGGGUGGCUCCGAAGUGCAGCGGGUGACAGAAGAUGCCCAGAAGAAGGUGCGGCAGGUCGAAGAGCUCCUGAACGAGAGAAUAUUCCAUUUAGAAGAGGAUGUGAAAGCCGCCCAGGCAGAACUGGAAAAGGCCUUUGCGGGGACAGAGACAGAGAAGGCUCUUCGGUUGAGCCUGGAAAACAAGCUCUCGGAGAUGAAGAAGAGGCACGAGGGGGCCUUGGACAUGACUGUGGUCCUGGAGCAGAAAGACAGACUGAUUGAGGAGUUGAAGCUGUCUUUGAAGAGCAAAGAAGCUUUAAUUCAGUGCCUUAAAGAGGAGAAAUCUCAGAUGGCAUGUCCUGAUGAGAGCGUGUCAUCUGGAGAGCUCCGAGGACUUUCUGCCGCUCCAAGGGGAGAAAAGGAGAGAGAUGCUGAGGCUGUACAAAUGGAGCUCCAGAAGGAGAGACAGCGCUUUGAAGAGAGGAUCCAGGCACUUCAGGAGGACCUGCGAGAGAAGGAAAGAGAGAUUGCUACAGAAAAGAAAAAUAGUUUAAAGAGGGACAAAGCCAUUCAGGGUCUAACCAUGGCAUUAAAGUCAAAGGAAAAAGAGGUGGGAGACCUUAACGCUGAAAUCCAAGAGCUCAGUGCUGCCUUUGCCGAAGCCACAGAGGUGCCCCCGAAAGCGGAGACACAGAAAUUGCAGGGGUCUGAGGAUUGUGAGGCUGCUCUGCUGGACAAGGCCACCCUUUUGGUGCAGCUGCGCUCAGAAAACCUCAACAAGAGCGCGGAGAACCACCGACUGCGUAGGAGCGUGAGGAAGGUGACCCAGGAGCUGAGCCGCCUGCAGCAGGAGAGAGAGAGACUGGAGAAGGACUUGGAGGAGGCCCAUCGCGAGAGGAGCAGAGGGGACCGCACCAUCCACGACCUUAGGAAUGAAGUUGAGAAAUUACGCGAUGAAGUGAAUGAGAGAGAGAAGGCCGUGGAGAAUCGUUACAAGAGUCUUUUGAGUGAAAGCAAUAAAAAAUUGCACAGUCAAGAGCAGAUGAUCAGAAGUCUAACAGGAAGUAUGAAUCCAAAGGACUUGUUGCUUCGGAAAUUCAGUGAAAAAGAUUCGGAAGCAGUCCAGCAGAACCGUCAUUCACAGACCGGGGAGGAUCUCACGGUCAGGAGUGAAGACUCCCCGGAAAAGUGCUCUUUGUGGCGGUCACCAUGCAAAUGGCUCUUCUCCGAGGAAAAGCAACAAUUAGACUAUGAAGAGCUGAUUCAAGUCUUAAAGAAGGAGCAGGACAUCUAUACUCACCUGGUAAAAUCUCUGCAGAACCCAGACAGGGCCUGGGCCGUGUGCCCUCCUGCUUCUGCCUUCGCACCGUUUCCACAGCCUGCCUUUGUCUCCCAGAGGUCCUUGAGGAUUCAUCUGGAGGGCUACCCUCAAGAACCAUUUUCAUUUUAUAGUGAUCAAACAUCUUACCUGAGUAUUUGCCUUGAAGAGCACAAUCGGCUUCAAGUGGAACAUUUUUCUCAAGAAGAACUUAAGAAAAAGGUUAGUGACCUGAUACAGUUGGUGAAGGAACUGUAUACAGACAACCAGCACCUGAAGAAAACCAUUUUUGAUCUCUCCUGCGUGGGUUUCCAGGGGGGUGACGGACCUGAGGCAACAGAGCAAACAGAGCUUCUGGCUAGCAAGGAGGACAAGGACACGACCAGACUUGGAGAGGAUGACGAGAAUAACUUCCUGAGCGACCAGCUCUUGGAGCAGAGCAACAAGGUUGUGGAGGAUUAUUCCAAAGGAGGUUGCAAAAAUGGAUAUUUGAGGCACACGGAUUCCAAUAGUCUAGAUUCCGACGGCGCCCACAAGCCUGGCUGCCCCAGAGACCGGAGUCUGGAAGAAGGCGAACUCAUGAACUUGCUUGCCCCGUUUUUCAGUGAGAAGGCCACGUUGUUACUGGAAUCCAGGCCUGACCUUCUGAAAGUGCUGCGUGAACUACUUCUGGAACGAAUAUGCUUGGCAGAGCAGGGAGUUUCUGCAGAACACCUUGACGGUAAAACCGAGACGUCACUCAGGCAAAUGGUUGUACAGCUGAGAGGUGAACUCGGACAUUUCACCCGACCCAACUCGUUGUCCAAAUCCCACGAUGAACUGAAGUCGCCUCGGACGGCCCGGCUAGAAAUGGCAGGUGAAGCAUCCAAGCCGGAACUGAAAGAUGCCUCCGUGCAGACAGUGACCGUGGAGGGUGACACGCUCGGAUUCCAGCAAGAUGGCAAGAGAGAGGCUUGGGAAGAGAAGCCGCCGGAUGCCGUGCUCCACAUGGAGGGUCAGCCGGAGAACUUGUGCACAAUGUCAGGGAGGCACGUCACCCCCCUUGCCUUCCCUGGUGGGACCCACAAAGAUGCCAAGAAGUCCCGCUUGCCCAUCCUGAUAAAAGCGUCCCGGUCAUUAGGAAAUGUGUACCGCCUCCCCGCCACCCAGGAGCUGGUGACCCAGCUGCAGGGCCAGGUCCUGGAGCUGCAGGGGGAGCUGAAGGAGCUUAAAGUCCGCAACAGGCAACUUCGGCAAAAGUUAAUUCUGGCUGAAGCGAUGAUGGAGGGGAGGCCAGCGCCAGACAAAACGCUCCUGAAAGCCCAGCCCCUUGUGGGAGCAGCCUACCAGGACAGCCCAGGAGAGCAGAAAGGAAUUAGAACCAUGGCCUGUGUCUGGAGAGACAAGGAAGGGGACAGUUAUCAGCACACCAGCCACGAGACCGACUCUGAAAUUUACCAGCCCGAUGGCCUUGCCGUCCUGCCAACGUGCAAUGAGAAUCCUUCUGAAGAUUUUCCGGGCCCGACCUCAGUAGCUACUUACUUGAGUCAGCUUCCCACUAAAGUCCGAGUGAUUGGGACCCACCAGUCAGAGAACGUUGACACCUCGGGUGAUGCAGAAAACUUAAAACAGAAAAUCUGUGACUUGGAAACUGAGCUCGAGGGCUACCGGAAUUUCUUAUUUCAGCUUCAAAAGCACUCCCAGUGCAGUGAGGCCAUUAUCACAGUUUUGUGUGGGACAGAAGAAGUGGCCCAGGAUGCCUUGAACAAGCCCAAGGGUAGUACCGACGAAGAAGAAAUGACCUUUUCAAGUUUGCAGCAGGUUCGGUAUGUGAAACACAUGAAGAUCCUUCAUCAGCUGGCUCCAGAGGUGACCGACGGUGGGCUGCUGGAGGGCCUCAGACGGCAGCUGGUGGAUCAGGAGUGUCAGCUGCAGAAGGAGCAGAACUUGAACGUGGAGCUUUUCAGUGAAAUCUGUAACCUGCAGAAUAGGUUCAGAGAUCUCUCCCCCUCCAGAUACGAUUCAUUAGUUCAGUCCCAAGCCAGGGAGCUCUCCCUUCAAAGACAGCAGAUUAAGGACAGCCAUGGCAUCUGUGUCAUUUACCGUCGACAUAUGAACACCGUGAUUAAGGCAUUUGAGGAGUUGCUACAGGCCAGCGACGUGGAUCGCUACGUGGCCGAGGGCUUCCAGGAGCAGCUGAAUCAGUGUGCGGAGCUACUCGAGAAACUGGAAAAGCUGUUCCUCGACGGGAAAUCGGUUGAAGUGGAAAUGAGCACCCAGGAUGAACCGAUGGAGAGGAUUGAGAAAGACAAUUUAACCUACCAACACAUCCUGCCUGAGUCUCCUGAGCCUUCUGCCUCUCACGCGUUGUCCGACUGUGAAAUGUCCGAGAAGUCCUCCGGCCUCUCACGAGACCAGAAGCAAGACAGUGAGACCGGGAGGACCUCGGUAAUGGCGAACCAUUUUUCUCAAGACUUAGUAAUGGAACAUAUACAAGAAAUUCGAAGCUUGAGGAGACGUUUAGAAGAAUCAAUCAAAACAAACGAGAAACUUCGGGGACAACUGGAAAGGCAAGGGUGUGAAUUUGAUCAAGGUUCUACGAACGGUUUGGCUUAUGGAUCAGAGCUGCAUAAUUCUCUGACAUCAGAGAUCUGUUUCCUGAGGAAGCAGAACCAGGCUCUCAAUACAAUGCUCGCCAAGGGAUCCAGAGAUAAACAGAAGGAGAAUGAGAAAUUACGCGAGUCCCUCUCCAGGAAGGCUGCGAACCUCGAGCUCCUUCAGCGAGAGUACGCCUGCUUGAGGGAGGAGAAUGAGAGGCUGCAGAGGGAGGUCUGCGAGCGGGACAGGCACUCCCAGCAGCUGCUCCGGGAAGUGUGCAGCACCCGCAACGAACUGAGCAGGGUGCAGGAGGAGGCGAAGUCGAGGCAGCAGCUGCUCUCCCAGAACGACAGGCUCCUGCAGUCCCUGCGGGUGGAGCUGAAGGUGUACGCGAAGCUGGACGAGGAGCACAGGAGGCCGAGAGAGCUAUCAGGAGAAGGCUGGAGGGGACAGGACCCUUUCAGUGACCUGCACGGUCUGCUAACAGAGAUCCAGGCUCUGCGGGGACAGCUGGAAAGGAGCAUCGAGACCAACAGCAUGCUGCAGAGCAAGCUGGAGGGGCAGCUGGCGAAGGAGGGGAAGAAGGCUCAGGAAGGAGCCCUCACCGGGGCUCUCCAGACCCCGUGUGUCCCCGAGUGGCCCCUGCAGCUGGACAAGCACGAUGCUGACAAGUGCCCCAUGCCUGGAGAUAAUUCCUGCGACCCGUUUGACUCCCGCCUGGUGGCGCCACCACGGUCAGCUUCGGAGACUCCGCCGCUGUCCGGAAAUGACACGGACUCCCUCUCCUGCAGCAGUGGCACUUCGGUCACCAGCACGCCGUGCGCGUCCCACCUGGUCCCUGGCCACCACCUGUGGGCCGACGACAGCGGCUGCCACGUCCUGGGCCUGACUGGGGACUUCGAGGCCCUGUGCCAGCAGAUUGGCCAGGGCCAGAAGCUCCUUGCCGAGAUGGCCCUUCAGAUCCAAGAGGCUCCCCACCCUGCAGGUCUGGAGCUGGAGACAAAGGGUCCACACUCGGCGCCCCCGGGCGGGUUUGUCACCAGCGUGGGCACAGCCAAGCUGAUCCUCGAAGAGGCCGCGAGGUUACUGACGCUCUUCUGGAGGGCCUCGCUCCCCACAAAUGACCAGUGCUCGCUUCAGGGUGAACAGGCUGGAGAAAUGAAGGCAGAGAUCACCAGACUACACAAAAAGCUGUUUGAACAAGAAAAAAAGUUGCAGAACUCUGUGAAGCUUUUGCAGCUGAGCAAGCGCCAGGAAAAAGUCAUCUUUGACCAGUUGGUCGUAACCCACAAAAUCCUCCGGAAGGCCCGAGGAAACCUGGAGCUUAGGCCCGGGGGUGCCCACCCAGGAACAUCCAGUCCCGGCCGACCAGGCUCGUGA
This is a messenger RNA of Puma concolor (puma), 5862 nucleotides long. NCBI's taxonomy places the organism in Eukaryota, Metazoa, Chordata, Mammalia, Carnivora, Felidae. The record is from RefSeq and is a predicted model, not a curated record.